GGCAUGUGGGCAGUGGGGCUGCGGGUCCUGAUGGCAGCCUGGCUCUGCGGGGCCAAGAGCCUGACUGAGCCCAGCAACAUGUCCUACGUCAAGGAGACGGUGGACCGGCUCCUCAAGGGCUACGACAUUCGCCUCCGGCCGGAUUUUGGAGGCUCUCCGGUCGACGUGGGGAUGAGGAUCGAGAUCGCCAGCAUUGACAUGGUGUCCGAAGUCAACAUGGAUUACACACUCACUAUGUAUUUCCAACAGUCUUGGAGGGAUAAAAGACUAUCGUACUCUGGAAUACCUUUGAAUCUCACUCUAGAUAACAGAGUUGCUGACAAUCUCUGGGUACCAGAUACAUACUUCCUGAAUGAUAAAAAAUCUUUUGUUCAUGGAGUUACUGUGAAAAAUCGAAUGAUUCGGCUACAUCCAGAUGGAACAGUUCUUUAUGGUUUGCGGAUCACAACUACAGCAGCCUGCAUGAUGGAUUUACGUAGGUACCCUCUGGAUGAACAGAACUGCACACUGGAAAUUGAAAGCUAUGGGUACACAACAGAUGAUAUUGAAUUCUACUGGAAUGGAGGUGAAUCUGCUGUGAGUGGAGUUAGUAAGAUUGAGCUCCCUCAGUUCUCAAUUAUCGAUUACAGGAUGAUUUCAAAAAGAGUUGAGUUUGCAACAGGUGCAUACCCUCGACUAUCACUGAGUUUUCGACUUAAGAGAAAUAUCGGCUAUUUCAUUUUGCAAACCUAUAUGCCUUCUACUCUGAUUACAAUUCUAUCCUGGGUAUCAUUUUGGAUAAACUAUGAUGCAUCUGCUGCACGAGUUGCACUAGGAAUCACCACUGUGUUGACAAUGACCACCAUCAGCACUCACCUCAGGGAGACACUGCCAAAGAUCCCCUAUGUGAAGGCAAUUGAUAUCUACCUAAUGGGAUGCUUUGUGUUUGUGUUCCUUGCCUUGCUGGAGUAUGCUUUUGUAAAUUACACAUUCUUUGGUAAAGGCCCUCAACAUCAGAAGAAGGCAGCUGAAAAGGCAACUACAGAGAAGAAGAAACUGGAAAUGAAUAAAGUUCAGAUCUGCUUUCAGAGAGCGACGACGUUGAAGACGUAAGUGCUAUUCUUCGGUUAAUUUUAAGAUUAUUUCUGGUAAUCUUUCCUUUCUUUUUUCUUAACAUUUAAACUUAGAAGUUAUUUGUUCCCCUUUUUCAUGAAGUUUAUUGGUAUUUCACUGCAUUAUGAAAAAUAUGAAGUUGAACAGACUCCAGUUAUUCCCCAAUAUAUGACAGCUGCAAUUCUAUGCACAUUUACUGGAAGUGAGUCCCAUUGAUAAGAGUAGAACCUACUUCUGUGUAGACAUACAUAGGAUUGUGCUGGAAUCUUUAUGGUAAAUGAUCUUUCAGCACAAGAGAUGAUUUUACAGUCCGAAAAAAGUAUGGAAGCUUAUAUGGAGACUUUUGAUAGGGCAAAGUUAGGGCUUCAGUGUCUAAUCAUAGAUUUUAAAACAUUUUUAGAAAUUAAAAGGGUACCCCUGAUGAAUCCAAUAGCCUGUGUUUUAAAAAAUGUGGAUGAUUUUAUGUACAUGUCCUUGCAAGAAUUCCAAAUGAUAGAAAGCAUGUACAAAGAAGCUUAACCUUCUUUCACAUAUAGAAGCGAAUGCCUCUCCCCAAUGGUGCCUAGUGCAAUGUGCACAUUAAUAUCAAAAAACAAAAUAUGCUUUCACUUUUCUUUAAAAAUGCUGCUUUGCUUGUAAGAAAAUGUGUGCUGGUUUAAUCAAUAACGUAUUAAAACCCCAUGUAGUUUGAGCAGCCAAGAUUUCUGUAAGCAGGCGAAAUCUAGACAGAACAAAUUACAUUAUAUGCACAUUCUUAAAACAGGAGCCACUAGCUGGUUUAUUGUAGAAGUGAAAAUGGAACUGAGACAAAAAGCAGAGGUCUCCCAGAGAAAAAGAAAAGGGGCUUUAGCACUCAGUAGCUAGCAGCCAUAGAAGGGCUGUUUGGAAUCAUGAACAUAGCAGGAUUGGAUAUUAAACCCUUCUUCCUGCAGUUCUGAUCUAGACAUUUUUCCCUAUUUGCCUUUAGAGACGGGUGGAGUUCCAUUUUUUAUUAAUGAGAGCUUCUUACAGAAAUAGCAGAUAUCUGGGGAGGGGAGCAAAUUGCAUCAAGACCAUAAUGGGAAUCCUAGUCAGACUCUUCCCUCACUUAUGAACUGUUGUUUCAUAAGAAGAAGAAGGAAGAGGAAACAUGCAUGAGCACAUCAUGUGAUAUCAUAUCUGCUUUAACCUUUGCGGGCUAGAUAUGCUCACACAGAGGGAUGAAUUGUGACAUCAGGGACGUAGCCAGGAUUUUGGGAAGGAGGGGUCCAGACAGAGUGCCACUAUUAUAAUGGAGCAUGGGCGCAGCAGUGCGGUGGCACACAGCAUUCAUUGUAUCUAUCAGAAGGGGAUCCUGAUCCCCUGGACCCCCCCCCCCCUUGGCUACACCCCUGGUGAUGUCUCUGACAUAAUACCAGAGGAAUGGAAUACCUCUGGCGUUAUAGCUUCCAUAACAAUUUCCAUAGCCUGGGCUUGGAGCAAUCCAGGAUACAUAAAGGGGAACAUAUAGAGAAUACACUGACAUUGAUUCACCUCCCACAGUUUUGGAUCUACUUCCACUGUAGCUGUGCAAAGCCUUCCUAGAAUUUGGAAGACAGGGAAUCAGUUUAAUUAGGACAAUGAGGUGUGGCCAGAGACCAAAAGAUGUGAGUUACAUUAAUGGUGUAGUGCAUAUUUAUUAACUUCAGUUAUAAUAACAAAAAAUAUAAUAACAAAAAAAUCAAUCUGUAUGUAGUGAGGUUGUGUCCAUUAGAGGGGCAUUACUUGAUCCAUGAUUAUGGUAUUUCGAUGACAGGACAAAAACUAUAAAAUUAUAAUACCAAGGUGGCAUUCCCCCAGUGAAAUCUUGCAUACAGAUGCAUUGUUCUGUAUGAUGCUCUCAUGGUUUUAGAGACAACGGUGCCUCAUUGUAACCUCUUCUAUCAUUAUCUCCUGGCAAUAAGUAUUUUGCUUCACUAAAGUCCUCUUUAUAGGUGGCAUAGUUACAGGUAGGCUCAGACAGCAUCUGUUCCCCUUCCUUGCUAGGAAACUAUUAGGUUUUAGGGUUUUCUCUUAGCUUCACCAAGACAAUAAUCUAAAGAAACUUGAUGUAUUCCCAUUCCUGAUGGUAAACAGGUAUAAUUCAGAUCAAUAUCUUUGUAGAAGCCAUUUGUGUCCUAUGCCAAGCCCUUGGGCAAGGGCUGAAUGGAAAUACUGAGGUUUUUUGCAAAGAAAGUUUACAUAACAAGUAGGUAAAAAGACCCGACAUUUCCAUAUACUGCACUAAGGUCAGCUGGUUAUAAACCCUUUAACAAAAAUGAUUAAAACAGGAUAUGUUAACACAUUAACCAUCAUCUACACCAUUAGUGUGUGAUAGCAAAUUCAUCUGCAUACAACAGAAACAUGAAUAUAUCAUUAUGUAGAAUCCGUGCAAACAUAUACAUAUAUAUGCAUAUACAUCAACACACAACAAAAUGUUCACAGCUUUUUUAGGUGGAACUGGACACAUAAAUGUACACACAAAAUGAUACAUGCAUGUGCAACUUUUCACACCUAACAUGUUAUAUGCAGUGGGAUACAAUGAUUCACCAGAUCCAAAAAAAUUAUCAGUUUACUGAAUGCAAGACCCAGUUCUGGUCAGUGAUUAGGCAUCAGUUUCACUUUGUCUCAGAGUACUGUCUUAUAUUGAAAGUUAGCAUUUAUCAAAUUCAGUAAUUGAAAACUAAGAUGCUAACAGUAUAAGGUCAAUACUAUGUGCUUGUCCUUCCAUCCUUAGAAUAAUCUCUAUCUUUUUCUCUUAGUUUGCAAAAGUACAGUAUCUAAGCAACUGCAAAUGAACAUAUUAGCUCAAAUUACUUCACGGAAUAUCAUUUGUAGGGCUGAAACAGAAGAAUGCAUACACACAAAUUUUCAAGUUUUAAUUUCAUAAUUUCAUUAAAAAUUAAUAUUAUAAUCCCUUACAUAUGAAAAUUAUCCUCUCAGAAAUGCUGAUUAUACAGUGGGCCCUUGCAAUCCACUGGAGUUUCGUGCCAGGCCCCCUUUGUGGAUAUCAAAAUCCGGGGAUACUAUUAAAUAUAAUAGCAUAGUAAAAU
This is a messenger RNA of Sceloporus undulatus (fence lizard), 4142 nucleotides long. It is a transcript of the gene GABRB1, whose product is annotated as gamma-aminobutyric acid type A receptor subunit beta1. The transcript has 9 exons. Gene Ontology annotation, biological process: monoatomic ion transmembrane transport; nervous system process; signal transduction. The record is from RefSeq and is a predicted model, not a curated record. Bases 4 to 1092 code for a protein of 362 amino acids. NCBI's taxonomy places the organism in Eukaryota, Metazoa, Chordata, Lepidosauria, Squamata, Phrynosomatidae. Gene Ontology annotation, molecular function: neurotransmitter receptor activity; GABA-A receptor activity; extracellular ligand-gated monoatomic ion channel activity. Gene Ontology annotation, cellular component: neuron projection; synapse; membrane.